AUGUGGACGAAACUGAUUGCUGCUGUUCUUCUGUUGUUGUUAUCGUCGGAGACGAUUCUUUCGGCCAACUCUCUGAAUGUAGCCCUUAACGACGACGUUUUGGGUCUUAUGGUGUUUAAAGCAGACAUACGAGACCCUUAUUUUAAGCUCUCAACAUGGAAGGAAGAAGACGACAGUCCUUGCAAAUGGUUCGGAGUUACAUGCGACCCGUAUUCCAAUCGGGUCACGGAGCUCCAUUUAGAUGGGUUAUCUCUUUCGGGUCACAUCAGCAAAGGCUUGUUGAGGUUACAGUUUCUUCAUACACUUUCUCUCUCUAGAAACAAUUUCACUGGGUUUAUCAGUAACCCCAUUUUAACACAAAUCAUUAAGAACUCACAAGUGAUUGAUUUGAGUGAAAACGGCUUCUUCGGGUCCAUACCCGAACCACUGUUCAUCCAAUGUGGGUCAAUUAGAACCAUUUCUUUAGCCAAGAACAAGUUAACUGGUCAAAUCCCUGAUUCAAUUUCUUCCUGUUUGACUUUGCAAAAUGUUGAUCUUUCAUCCAAUCAGUUAUCAGGUGGAUUACCAAAAAGCAUCUGGUUAUUGACUUCCUUAAGAUCAAUCGAUUUAUCAAAUAACUUUCUUGAAGGCGAAAUCCCAAAAGAAAAGAUCGAGACUCUGUUUGAUUUAAGGGUUUUUAACUUCAGCAGCAAUAAUUUCAGCGGUGAGUUGCCGGAGAAGAUCGGAGAAUGCUUGUUGCUGAAAUCAGUUGAUUUCAGUGAUAAUUAUUUAACUGGAACCAUGCCUUUAUCUCUGCAGAAGCUUAGUUUAUGCAAUGUGCUUAAUUUGAGAGGGAAUUACUUCGCCGGAGAGCUCCCAGAGUGGAUCGGAAGUCUAAAAAGUCUUGAAUUCUUGGAUCUUUCUGUUAAUAACUUUUCAGGUUCGUUUCCCGCCUCAUUUGGUGAUCUUGAAUCAUUGAAAAGUUUGAAUCUUUCGUUAAAUCAAUUCACUGGGAACUUGCCGGAAUCAUUGGCAAAGUGUCUAAACCUAACCGUCGUUGAUUUUAGCCGGAAUUUAUUGACCGGAACCAUUCCUGUUUGGGCAUUUAGCUUAAGGUUGAAAGGUGUUUCUCUUUCGGGCAACCAGUUUAUUGGGACUGUUGAAUUUGGUGAAGAAACUGCUGCUGCUUUUGAUACUCUUGAAAUCUUGGAUUUAUCUUCCAACUCAUUUUCCGGCGUGAUCCCGUUAUCAAUCGGAAAUUUUAGUAGCUUGGUGUUCUUGAAUAUGUCCUCUAAUGGCUUAAUUGGUUCUGUUCCCCCAAGUUUGGGAGGUUUAAAAGCUGCGAAUGUGGUCGAUUUAAGCCACAAUUGGCUCAAUGGCAGCAUUCCUGCUGAGAUCGGUGGAGCGGCUCUAUUGAACGAACUACGCCUCGAUGGUAACUUCUUGACUGGGUCGAUUCCGGCCCAGAUCGAAAACUGUUCGGUUUUACGCACCCUGAUCUUGGCUCAGAACAACAUUACCGGUUCAAUCCCGGUCAGGAUCGUGAACUUAGUGGAGCUUGAGUCGGUUGAUUUAUCGUUCAACCAUCUUUCAGGAAGUUUACCCAAAGAGCUCACAAACCUCUCGAAUCUCGUAACGUUUAACGUAUCCCAUAAUGAUCUUGAAGGCGAACUUCCUCUCGGAGGUUUUUUCAACACGAUACCGCUUUCUUCGGUUUCAGAUAACCCGUCCCUAUGCGGGUCGAUCGUGAACCAAUCAUGCCCCGGUGCACACCCGAAGCCGAUAGUCCUGAACCCAAACCCGUCACAUUCUGACAAAGGGUCCUCCUCGCUGAACCUCAGUCAUAAACGAAUCAUACUUAGUAUCUCUGCCAUUAUUGCCAUCGGUGCUGCUGUAUUCAUCGCGUUGGGCGUGAUUGUUGUUACAAUACUCAACCUCCAUGUCCGGAACUCAGUUUCACGAUCUGCCGCGGUGGCCCUCACAUUUUCCGGUGGAGACGAUUUCAGCCAUACCCGCUCGCCGAGCUCUGAUUACGGGAAACUCGUGAUGUUCACCGGUGACGCCGAGUUUGUCUCCGGGACCCAUGCAUUGCUUAACAAGGACUGUGAAUUGGGGCGUGGCGGGUUCGGGGUGGUUUACUGGACGGCGCUCAGAAAUGGUCGGUCAGUUGCGAUCAAGAAGUUACACGUUCCCGGUUUAAUCAAGUCUCGAGAAGAUUUUGAUCGGGAGGUAAAGAAGCUCGGGAUGAUCCGGCAUUCAAAUCUUGUUUUACUCGAAGGGUAUUAUUGGACUCCAUCUUUACAACUUUUGAUCAACGAAUACGUCUCGAGUGGAAGCUUGUAUAAGCAUCUUCACGAAGGAAAUUCCGAAAAUACCCUCUCAUGGCGAGAGCGGUUCGAUGUCGUACUCGGUACGGCUCGGGGUUUGGCUCAUUUGCACCGGAUGAAUGUGAUUCACUACAACAUGAAAUCGACCAAUGUUUUGAUCGAUUGCUCAGGUGAAGCCAAAGUCGGAGACUUCGGUUUGGUGACGCUGCUACCGUCGCUAGACCGUCAUGUUCUUAGCAGCAAGAUUCAGAGCGCUCUCGGGUAUGUAGCUCCCGAAUUCGCAUGCCAAACGGUGAAAAUAACCGAGAAAUGUGAUGUUUACGGGUUUGGGAUUUUGGUACUUGAAGUUGUUACGGGGAAAAAACCCGUGGAGUAUAUGGAGGACGAUGUGGUCGUUUUGUGUGAUAUGGUUCGAGGAGUGUUGGACGGUGGUCGAGCCGAGGAAUGCGUUGACCGAAAGUUGAAGGCCGAUUUUCCGAUCGAUGAGUGUAUUUCGGUAAUUAAGCUGGGUUUGGUGUGUGCAUCGCAGGUGCCAUCCAAUCGUCCCGAUAUGGAAGAGGUGAUCAAGAUUCUCGAGUUGAUUCGGUGUCCUUCGGAAGGCCACGAAGAAUUGGAAUGAAAAGGGCAAAAUGCUGCUGGCAAAGACGAAUAUCGGAAAAUUCAGAUCCAAAAGAAACCCGUGGAGUAUAUGGAGCUAAAUCCGACCCAGAUCUGGAUCCGGAAAGGGCAAGAAUUCGGAUCUUUGGCGAUAGCAUUUUGCCUUUUGUUUGAUAUAGGUUUAGGACCCAUACUUUUGGUUGUAUUUGGUUUUGAGAUGUUUUCUGUUGGUGUCGAGUUGAAUAUUUCUAGGGUUCCUAUUUUUAACCCUUUUGUGGAUAUUUGUUGUAGUUUACAAAAUCACAAAUUUACAGGGCAAUUUUGUCUUUUGGCUUGACUCUGUGUUUUUUGUUUG
Messenger RNA from Cynara cardunculus var. scolymus (artichoke), 3258 nucleotides. RefSeq names its product probable LRR receptor-like serine/threonine-protein kinase IRK. Lineage: Eukaryota; Viridiplantae; Streptophyta; Magnoliopsida; Asterales; Asteraceae. Gene Ontology annotation, biological process: protein phosphorylation. The record is from RefSeq and is a predicted model, not a curated record. The transcript has 2 exons. Gene Ontology annotation, molecular function: protein kinase activity; receptor serine/threonine kinase binding; ATP binding. The coding region runs from base 1 to 2925 and encodes 974 amino acids.